ACUUAAUUAUUUUUUCAAUAUAAGUUUAAAUGAUUUUUAUAUUAUAAUAUCUUACCUGUAAGAAGGUCCUUGUAAAAAUAUCUUGACAAUUUCAGUCUCACUCUUAUCAGAAACAGAGAGAACAUAAAAAUGGUAGUCUCUACAACGACUCUCUCCAUCGGCGGCAAUAUGUUCUCCAGUCAGCGUUGGCAGUGGGAGUCUCACGAAUCGAAGCUUUUUCAAAAACCCAGAAAGCAUUUUCGAUGGUUAUACCUUAAUGACCUCCAUUUGCUACGCUACAGAAACAAAUCCUUGAAUUUCAACCCAAGGGGAGGCUUCCUGCCUUCACUUCAUGCUUAUGGCAAAGAAGCUGAAGAUAGCUUUCUCUCUAAUGUAAACGAAGACACUGAUGAGAUGUUUGAUGAUUUGAUGACAAAGUAUGGGAAAGUAGUAUUCAAGAAGAAUGACCGAAAGUCUCCAAGCGCUGAGCUCGAUGAUGAUGCCGAAAGCUUAUCAUUUGCUGUGGCAAUGGCCAAGGUGGCAAGUGAGGUGAAGGCUGCUGAUAUAAGGGUCCUUUUUGUGAAGCCUCUUGUGUAUUGGACUCAGUUUUUCAUCAUUGCAACAGCAUUUUCUCACCCUCAGAUUGAUGCUAUUGGAUCCAAAAUAAGAGAUUUGGCUGAGAAGAAGUAUGGAAAAAUUGCAUCUGGAGAUACAAAACCAAACUCAUGGACACUUUUAGACUUUGGUGAUGUGGUUAUCCACAUAUUUCUUCCUCAACAAAGAGCCUUUUACAAUUUGGAUGAGUUUUAUGGUAACGCGACACUCAUUGAGCUGCCUUCUGAAAACCGACCACCAUUUCGCAGUUGAAAGUGACUCUGAAGGAAUCAAAAGCACUGGCUGACAGAUCUCCCGUAGUGGAUGUGUUCAACUCUGCCAGAUUCAGUUAGCACUCCUUGCUCAUCACCUCACUCCUUGCAGGGAGGCUUGAUUAUGAAUUACAGGGAGUGCUGUUCCAUUGCUGGUAUGUACCAUUCAUUAAUCACAUGGAGCAGUUGGCAUCAGCAUUAUUAUAUGUUUGAUUGCUUAUAUUCUUGUGGAUAGUUUCCUUAAUCACUUCCUUACUAGGGCUUGUACGUGUAACAGCAGCAAGCCGUGAGGCUCGAUGAGUUCUAAUGCAUACACAUUCUCAUGGCUUUGUUUGCGUCUAUGGUGCUCAAACGUAGGUUUGACUUAUUACAGAGGUUAAAGUUGACUUAUAAUCGGAAUGAUUAGGCUGCAAAUCUAACAAUCUAACAAUUCUGGAUUGCUCCAAGGCACUUCCAACUUAAGUUUCCACUGACCACUAUCAAGCAAGCUUUUCUGAUCAUAAAAACUUUGGCAGCCACCUUUUAGGGGGGGCACACAGUAAAUCUGAAAUUCAAUCUCAGUAUCUACACCCAUCAUUCCCAAACUGCGAUCUAUUUUGUAUUAGAAAAAAUGUUUUUAAAACUUCGCUCCCCUUAGGAAGAACUGGCGCUUUUCUUCAAUGUGGGUUCUUAUAUAUAUUUAGGUUUAUAUUUCAUUCAAGCGAUUUAAAAUAAAUAUUUUUUAUAUGCCGACCAACCAAGUCGAGUUUCAUGCAUUGAAUUUGUGGUCUUUGCAGAGCUUCAUGUAAUUGUGAUUGGAGCAAAUGAAAAGACCACUGGAAUUUUGUGCUUAUAUAACCAAAGGAAUUUUGUUAUAAGAAAUCCACAGUACCAGAGACGAAUUUAUAAGGGCUGCUUCUUCACCCUCCAGCAUUUACUCGGCCACGAGUUGGUUGAGAUUUCUUUCAUUUCUUUUUUUAAUCACCCUAUAUAACAUCCAAAAAUGCA
Messenger RNA from Durio zibethinus, 1832 nucleotides. Its product is annotated as Lojap-related protein. The record is from RefSeq and is a predicted model, not a curated record. NCBI's taxonomy places the organism in Eukaryota, Viridiplantae, Streptophyta, Magnoliopsida, Malvales, Malvaceae. Gene Ontology annotation, molecular function: ribosomal large subunit binding. Gene Ontology annotation, biological process: negative regulation of ribosome biogenesis; negative regulation of translation.